GAAAAUAUUUACAGCGCAAAUUCACUCAAGCUCAAAUAGAUUCAUAUUCGUAAGAUCUCAAGAAAACAAGAUGAUAGGAAAAAGUGCAACGCUUUUGUUGCUCGUGUGUUUAGCUGGAAUUCAUGGAUUUUACGUUAAAGAAAACGACAAAGAUAUUAGCAAAGAUUUUGAGAAACGACACAUAUUUGGAGGAAAUGAAUGUUUGACAAACUCGGACUGCCAAUCAAUAUUUGAAACAUGCCUUAUAAAACCAUCAACAGGACUUGGUACAUGCACAGUAAUGAUUGAAAUGGAGAAAAAGUCACUAUCAAAGCUUGGACGUGCCUGUGACAGCCAUCGAGAAUGCUUGAAAUCUGAUGUGUUUGCAGUAUGUUUGAGAAGAACAUGUGUGGAUAUACCACUUGGUAGCCGCCGUACAUGAAGUCGGACCAAAAAAUUAGUCUCCACGUGUCUUUCAACUUUCAACAUGCUUUUCCUGCCCGAACUCAAAUUGGAUCGCUCAAAAGUAUGAUGGAUUCUUGAGCGAUUGUAAUUAGAGGAUGUGUAAAUAAAAUAUUUAGAAAAUGAUCGAUUAUCGAUUAUGUGAAAAUUAAAUGGAAUUAAUUGAGAAUAUGAA
Xenia sp. Carnegie-2017 is the source of this 616-nucleotide messenger RNA. RefSeq lists its product as uncharacterized. NCBI's taxonomy places the organism in Eukaryota, Metazoa, Cnidaria, Anthozoa, Malacalcyonacea, Xeniidae. The record is from RefSeq and is a predicted model, not a curated record. The transcript has 5 exons. Bases 71 to 421 code for a protein of 116 amino acids.